AUGAGCAAGGACGUUAAAGAAUCCGCCAGGUUUUAUUUAUUAGAUCUUAUAGACUCUAUUGCGGGAAAGAAAAGCCUGUUACUAGAGCGAGAGCUAUCUGGUAUUCUAGGGCAAAUUAUUACGACUAAUACCCUUCAAGAGCAUGGAAUUCCUCAAGUUUUUUGGUUCGAUAGUAAUAUUCCUCAAGAAUUAGACCAAAAAAUCAUAUAUUUAUGUCGACCCACUUAUGCGAAUGCUAAAUUAGUUUCUGCUCAUGUUCGACAGCAUCAGCAGAAUAUGAACCAGACUGAAAACACCGUAAUUUUACUACCUUGUACAAAUGUUUUAUUUGAGACGGUGCUGCAAGAAGAGGGUGUUUUCGGCGAACUGGUGAUUAUGGAAUGGUCGCUGCAUGUGGUACCGUUGGAUGAGGACCUUUUUUCUUUAGAAUUAAGUCCUGGUGUUAAAGAGGAUAAUUUACUUAAGCAUUCUGUUAGUGCUCUGGUCAACUUUGAAUCCCAAAACGGUCGGUUUCCACGGGCAUCUGGUCGUGGUCCCAAUUCUGCUAAACUUGUUGAGAUUUGGGAUAAAUGGUACCAAGAAGAAGCUAUCAAUAACGCGAGAAAAGAUGAGUAUGAAGUUUCUACUUCUUAUGACAGUGUCUUGAUUAUGGAUCGCACAAUGGACUGGGUGACUCCAUUUCUCACUCAGUUAACGUAUCUUGGUCUUUUAGAUGAAAUACUAGGAAUUGAACAGAUGAAUGUUAAACUGCCUCCGAACUUGGUAAACCGAAAUGAGAAUUUGUCUUCCGGAUCGCACAAAAAGUUUUCCCUAAGUUCGUCAUACAGUACCAUUAGUAAGGAUGUUAAAGACGCGAAUUUCAAUUGCAUUGGCUCCUAUUUGGGAAAAAUUGCUCGGAAACUUUCGAGCGACUAUGAUGGUCGCCGUCAAGCUAAAACGGUGAAUCAAAUACGCGAUUUCGUUUCGAAAUUGGGUUCUUUACAGUCGGAACACACUUCAUUAAAUAUACACACUGGACUUGCUGAACUAAUGAUGCAACAUGCUAAAAGUAGUACCUUUCAAAAGAUUUUGCAAAUACAGCAAUCACUUGUGUCUGGUGCUGACCCUUCUAGUCAGUUUCCUUUGCUGGAUCAACUGAUAUAUACGGAUGUACCUGUUGAAGAAGUGUUCCGUAUACUCUGUUUAGCCAGCAUCGUCUCAACAGGGUUAAAGCAGAAAGACAUCGAUUUUUAUCGAAAAGAGAUUGUACAGACUUAUGGCUAUAAAAAUUUAUUGACCUUUCAAUGUUUGAUUGACGCUGGAUUGUUACGAGUUCGGCCUUCAAGUAAUAUCUCUUUACAGAGGUCAUUCUCAUAUACUACUUGGCUCAACAACUAUCCAUUGAUUAAUGAGGAAGUCAAUGAACAGCAUCCUUCAGACAUUUCUUAUACCUACAGUGGAUACGGGCCCUUGUCUGUGCAUAUGUCUUAUGAUAUUCUGCAAAACAGAGACAAUCCUGAGAAGCUUGCACGGCUAAACAGUUUCCCUGGGGAAUACGUAGACAAAUGGUUCAAGCAGCAAGAUAGAAACUUUUCCCGAACGUUUACUAGAGGAACAGAUAAAAAGAGGAAAAUCCUUAUUUUCUUCUUAGGGGGCUGUACAUUUACUGAGCUUUCAGCGUUUCGUUUGUUGGCUGAUAAACUUGGCAAAUUCGAAUUUACAUUUAUGACUACAGGUAUGAUCACUGGUGGUAAAAUAGUACAGUCCUUUAUGCCGUCUAUCCAAACUUUGAUUGAUGAGUAA
Molecule: messenger RNA, 1782 nt
Organism: Schizosaccharomyces osmophilus
Lineage: Eukaryota; Fungi; Ascomycota; Schizosaccharomycetes; Schizosaccharomycetales; Schizosaccharomycetaceae
Gene: vps33
Product: HOPS/CORVET complex subunit, vacuolar sorting protein Vps33
Exons: 4
Coding region: 1-1782 (593 amino acids)
Biological process (GO): intracellular protein transport; vesicle-mediated transport
Cellular component (GO): CORVET complex; fungal-type vacuole
Source: RefSeq, a predicted model, not a curated record